AUCUGGGGGGAGGAGGUUCUAGGCACAAAUGAUUGCUGGCUUAACUUGGAAAUGAGAAAAGUUUCCAGACCGGUUCUCACACAGCACCAAGACCUCUCCAGAGUCAGAAACUUCCAGUCUCUGUUUUGUUCCCUGCCCCAGGGAAAAUCUCCCUAUCUGAUUUCCUGUGGUGACUUAGCAAAAUCCCCACUCUGGAAAUAACUGAGGAGCAAGCGAAACUCUCAGAGGACUCCCUUCUGGCUUUCAUUUAAUGUGUGAUGACUUCUCCCGUCCUCCUCACUCCUAGGACACUGCUCCCUCUGUUUCCAAGUGCUUCAGCCCGGAAGCUGCUCCUGCUGGUGCUUUUUAUCUUUGUUUUCUGGGUGGUCUUCAUGGCUUCAAAGGACCACACAGAGUUUUUGUUUCACUUUAACAACCCCAUCACUCUGAGACGAUGGCACAUCUUCAAGGGGUUCUUCCCCCCGGAAGGGCUUCAGAACGCAUCAACCUCAUCAGCAGAGGCAGAGCUGAUGGUCCUGGAGAUCCUGGAGAAGUUAAACCAACAGAUCCCACCUAGACCCUUCACCGACCUCAGCACUACCACCAGCGCCAAAGAGAGCACCGUCACCAUCUUCAACCCCCGAGACACAUACUCUGUAGGCGACCAACUGGAUGUCCUACUGGUAGCCAAGGACUACUCUGGUCACAGGAAGGAAUAUGGUGGGGACUUCCUGAGGGCCAGGAUAUUCUCCCCAGCCCUGAAGGCAGGAGCUUCUGGAAAGGUGACAGACUUCAACAAUGGCACCUACCUGGUCAGCUUCACUCUGUUCUGGGAGGGCCCCGUCUCCCUGUCUAUUCUUCUCAUGCAUCCCAGUGAAGGGGUGUCAGCUCUCUGGAGGGCACGGAACCAAGGCUAUGAUAGGAUAAUCUUCACUGGCCAGUUUCUUAAUGGCACUGCCCCUGUCUUCACUAAAUGCGGCCUGACCUUAAACACAAAUGCUGAGCAGUGUCAGUACCUGGAUGCACGGGAUCAUGAAGCCUUCUACUGCUUGAAGCCUCCACACGUUCCCUGUGAGGCCCUGACCCAUAUGAAAACCAAUAAUAAUAAUGUCUCCUACCUCAGCCUUCAGGAACAGUUCCUUUUCCGGAGGGCCAACAUGGCGGUUGAAAUGGUGAAGAGUCUGAGCAUCACAGUCUUGCCGGGAAACAACAAGAAUGAAACAGAGAAAAAGAAAUGUCAAGUUGGAAUGAAGACUCCUUUCCCCAGUGGCUAUACUUUCAAAGGGAGUUGGAUCUCGACAUUUUGUGAACAGAAGGAGUUCAGUAACAUAAACGACAUAAAUAACUGCUUGACCAGAAAACUGAUUUACCUCAUGGGUGAUUCCACACUGCGCCAAUGGGUGUACUACUUAAGCAAAGUUGUGAAAACCCUAACAUUCUUUGAUCAUCAUGGAACCGGGACGUUUCAAACUCAUGUCCUCCUGGAUGUUAAACGACAUAUUUUGGUACAGUGGAAAAAACACGGCCAUCCCUUUGUUACUAAAAAGCUGUUCUCUGUGAAAGACGACAACUAUAUCCCACGGGAAAUCGACCAGGUGGCGGGAGACAGCCGCACAGCGAUUGUCAUUACCGUCGGCCAACACUUCAGACCCUUUCCCAUCAACAUUUUCAUUCGUAGGGCCAUCAACAUCAGGAAGGCCAUAGAGAGACUGUUCUUACGAAGCCCGGAGACCAAGGUGAUAAUUAAGACAGAGAAUAUCAGAGAAGUAAAUGAGAACGCAGAGAUAUUCAGUGACUUCCAUGGCAACAUUCAGAAUCUUAUUUUAAGGAACAUUUUCAGGGACCUCAAUGUGGGCAUUAUUGACGCUUGGGACAUGACGAUUGCAUAUGGCAGUGAGGAUGUCCAUCCAUCUACCAGCGUGGUUGAAAGUCAGGUAGCCAUGUUCUUAAACUACAUUUGCUAGAAGGUCUUAAGUACAGAAAACAUCUCUGGUCCUUCCUACGCCUCUUUCUCCAAUCUCAUAUAUACUGCAUAGACAAUGCAAUCUAACUUAUGAAGAAAUGAAUAUUGAGGAUUAUAGUUAAAGGUACAUGACAGAAAAUUUACCAUUCAAAACAACUUUAACCCUACAAUUUAGUGGUGCUAAAUGAAGUCCUAUGUCACAUUAUCAUCAUUAAAUCCAUCUUUCUUCAUCCCAAAUAGAAAUAAUUUAUUAAAUAACCACUCACCACUUGCCUUGAACCACAGCCCUGGGCAUCUACAACUAUACUUUCUGCUUCUAUAAAUGUACUGUUUUAGACAUAUCAUGUAAAUGAAACAAUAAAGUUCAUGUGGAUUUGUGUCUGGCUUUAUUACUUAGCACAAUGUUUUUAAGGCUCACCCAUGUCAUAUUUACGAGAAUGCCCUCCUUUUUAAAGAGUGAAUAUCAUGUCUUUCUAUGUAUGCACUUCACUUUGCUUUCCUGUUUAUUUCUUAAUGAACUUUUAGUUUGUUGUUGUCUGUUGGGCAUCGCAUAUCGCAAGGCUGUGAAGAGGGGAUACACACUUGAAGGCUUGCUUUCCUUAUUUUUUGAAUGCUUUUUUAUUAUUUAUGUGUAUUUGUGAGUGUGUCUGUUAGUGAAUGUCAGAUGUGUUUGGGGGUGCCUGCAGAGGUCAGAGAGGGCUUCCAAUCCUCUGGAACUGGAGUUACAGGUUGUGACUUGCUGGAUGCCGGUGCUGAGAAUCAAACUCUGGUCCUCUGAAAGAGUGGGAAGUGCUCUCAACUACUGAGUCACCCCUCCAGCCGCCGUUAUCCUUGAUUUACAAGAAUGUGCAGCCCAGAAACACAUAGCUCAACUGAUCAGAGAGAAUGUAAUGCAUAGAAGGAAAAAUUUCAGGACCACAAUAGCAGUUGUCUUGCUUAGAAAAACUUGUUAAGGUUUGAUAACCAGUGGUUGCUUGGAUUCCAUGGUGAUUUAGCAGCCAUACUCCAAAGCCUGCAUUCAGACUCCCUGAGUAAAUUAAACUGACAAUUCUGAUUCUAGCUGCCCCAGGAAGUGUGUGGGGGAGUCCCUCUAGGGACCUCAGAAGACUUCAGAAAACACAACUAUCUACUUCUCAAGACUUGGUGUAUUUUUUUUUUAUCAAGAAUAAUUCCCAAUUUGGCUUGUGUUUGUGAGUGAAAAGAAGUGAAACUAUAAUAUUGCAGCGUUAUUAUA
Molecule: messenger RNA, 3176 nt
Organism: Alexandromys fortis (reed vole)
Lineage: Eukaryota; Metazoa; Chordata; Mammalia; Rodentia; Cricetidae
Gene: Nxpe2
Product: neurexophilin and PC-esterase domain family member 2
Exons: 5
Coding region: 258-1943 (561 amino acids)
Source: RefSeq, a predicted model, not a curated record